GGCUGUCUCCAGGAGGUGGGUCUGGGCUUGGCUGGGAUUUCAUUGUCAGUCCUUGCUGAGUCUCCUUGGAGUGUGUGCGAGAGCUGGGGCUGGGUGGGCACCGCUGGCUGUCGCUGACCUCUGAUCCCUGGCUUGGGAUACUCUGUGGAUAUUCUGCUAGUAGCAGCAUGGCACUGUGAUAGCGACACAACAUGGGCAGCGCGGGCAUCUGGCUUCUCCUUACAGGGAUCUAUGCAGUAGGUGUGUCCUGGGCCCAGCGUCAGGUCAUCAUCCAGCAGGGGCCCCUGUACCGUACCGCGGGCUCUCACAUCACUCUCUGGUGCAAGGUGCGGGGCUACCAGGGCCCAUCCGAGCAGAACUUCCUCUACUCCAUCUACCUGCCGUCCGCCCCUGACAGAGAGGUGCAGGUGGUGGCCACCGGCGACCCCGCCUUCUCCUACGCCAUCUACAGCCAGCGGGUACGUAGCGGGGACAUAUCUGUGGAGAGAGUGUCCGGCGACCACACGCUGCUGCACAUCCGCCAGCUGGAGGAACGGGACGCCGGAGAGUACGAAUGUCACACGCCCAACACUGACCCCACCUACCACGGCAGCUACAGCGCCAAGAUGAACCUGAGCGUAAUUCCGGAUUCCCUGGUGGUCUCGUCUUCUGCUCAGACCCUACAGAAGGUGGAGGGGGGCUCCCUGCAGCUGUCCUGUGAGGUGUCCCAUAGCACCCCCCAGCACACCCACCUCUCCGUCUCUUGGUACCGACGGACGGGGGAGCAGACGGAGGAGGUCAUCUCUCUAACGCGGAAUUUCUCUCUGGUCCCUGGACCGUCCUAUGCGCCGCGCUUCUCUGUGGGGGAUGUAAGGCUGGAUAAAGUGGGCGACAGCACUUUCCGUCUCACCCUGUACAACCUGCAGCCUUCUGACCAGGGAGAGUACUUCUGCCAGGGGGCGGAGUGGAUUGAGGAUCCGGACGGGGCCUGGUUCGCCAUGACAAAGAAGGAAUCAGAAGCAUCCGAUGUCAGUGUCCAAGCGGCAGACAAGGAGUUCAACGUGCGCCUGGAAACGGACCGUCGUACGUACAGCGCAGGGGAGAGCGCCGAGCUGAGGUGCAUCAUCGAUGCUCAGAACACGCCCGAUCGCAUGUUUGCCGUAUCCUGGGCCUUCAACAGCUCUCUGAUCGCCAGCCUGAGUCCCGGGGGCGUAGCCUCCCUUAUCGGAGAAUACAGCCAGCGAGAGAGUCGCGGGGAGCUGCGCGUGGGCAGGGACAGCGACAGCAUCUUCUCGCUCAACAUCUUCCGGCUGCGUCCAGAGGACAGCGGGAAAUACAACUGCCGGGUGACCGAGAGGGAACGAUCGGCUUCCGGAGAAAUGGCCGACCGCGAGAGCAAGAGGCCGAAGAACAUCCCCAUUUCCGUGCUCCCCCUAAAGACGUCUCUCACGGUCACCGUGGUGGCGAAUUCCAGCUCUGUGCUCGAAGGUGCUCCUAUCACCCUGACCUGCGCAGUGGCCUCGCUGUCUGGACCGCAUAGCCGCAUCUCCGCCUCUUGGCACCUACAAGAUAAGCAAAACCUCCAGAGGGAGGUGAUCCGGCAGGACCGCGAUGGGGUCACAUGGGCAAGUCAUAUGUACAGGGAUCGUUCUGGUUCCGGCGGGCUACGGAUGGUGAGGACCGGCUCCGACACAUUCACCCUGGAGCUAGAGAGCAGCCAACGCACAGACGCUGGAUCAUAUGAAUGCCGCGUGGCGGAAUGGGUGCCAUCCUCUGACGGAGAGUGGCAGAUGCUGGGUGAGAGGUCGGCCCAGACCAGUGUAGAGGUCACCUUACUAGAAUCUGGAUUUGCUGUGACCGCCAUUUCCCGUACGCCUGGGGUCACCUACUAUGACUCCUUUGACCUCCAGUGUAUUCUGAAGCCUCACUACCCGCCCUGGGUGGGCAUAUCUGUCACAUGGAGAUUCCAGUCGGCUGGGGGAGGUGAUGCCCAUGACUUGGUGACGUUCAGCCGCUCUGGUGGGGUCCAGUGGGGAGAGCGCGCUGGUAAUUUCCGCGGUCGCAGCAUAGUGGAGAAAGCAGAUUCCAGCCACAAUGUGCGCUUGAGCGUCAGCCGGGCGAGCGAGUCUGAGGCUGGGAAAUACCAGUGUGUGGCCGAGCUGUGGAGGAGAGAAUACAAUGCCAGCUGGACCCGCCUGGCGGAGAGGACGUCCAACCUACUGGAGAUCAGAGUGCAGCGCCCAGUGUCUCGCCUGCAGAUCAGUAAGGUGAAGCGCUCUCUCAGCGUGUUGGAGGGUUCGGCGGUCUCUCUGACCUGCUCUGUGCGCUCUCAGACCAGCCCGGACUCCCGCUUCUCGGUGCUGUGGUUCGCUCACCGCCCCUCGGGUGCUGACGGAAAGCUGAUCGUGCGCAGCGGAGCUGGGAUGGAGUACGGCACCUAUGCCGAUGAGGCAUCUCUGAAGGACAGGCUGCAGCUGGAAGUGCUCUCCCCGGGGCAGUACACACUCACCUUGCUGGGGGCUCGACGUGAGGACAGCGGCAGCUACUACUGCCAUGUGGAGGAGUGGGUGCUCGACCCCAACCAGGCCUGGUACCAGCUGGCUAAGGACGCCUCGGGGCUCACGGAGCUCGUUGUGAAAAUGCCCGAUAACAACUUACAGUUGGACCAGCUCCCUCGGAACGUGUCCGUCUUAGAGGGCGAGAGCCUGACCGUGAGCUGCCAGGUGAUGAACCGCACUCUGCCGGAGUCUCGUCUGUCCCUAGAGUGGCUCGUCUGGCCGGCGUCUGAGUCUGAGAGAAGAGCCUUGGCCAGGUUGUCCACUGAUGGGAUCACUCUGCCGCCAUCUGAGGAGGAAUACAGGGGGAACUCUGACCUGGCCGGUCGCCUGCAGCUCUCCCAGCCGGCCCCCGGCCUCUACACCCUUACUCUGCAUACAGCGGUGGAACAGGACAGCGGAGCCUAUAGCUGCCGAGUGCAGGAAUGGCUGCAGGAUCCAGGACGUCAGUGGUACAAGCGGGCAGACGACCGAUCAGCGGCCACCUAUGUGAGCGUGCGGCGUCCGGAUGCCACGUUGCAGCUGGACGUCAACCCUCAGAACAUCUCUGUGAUGGAUGGCGGCCAUUUUAUUCUGGACUGCACCGUCUUGUCUCGGUCUCGCAUGGACUCCCAGAUAGCCGUGUCCUGGUCUUUUCAUAGAGGGGGCCGGGGGGCAGAUCCAGAGACCAUCCUAAGCACAGACCGAUCCGGGGUGUGGAGCCCCCUCGCCCCACGAUGGGAGGGCCGCCUUCAGCAGCUGCAGCUCUCUCCCACAGUCUUUAAGCUGAGGGUUCCUCAGGCGGCUGCGGCGGACUCUGGGAACUACACGUGUGCUGUACAGGAGUGGCUGCUGGGGCCGCGGGGGGACUGGUACCUCCUGGCCCAGGAUGAAGCCCUGAUUGGUUGGGUCGCCGUGCAGAGCAAAGAAUCCAACCUGCAGUCCGUCAUCUGCUCCAACGACGCCCUCUUCUACCUGGUCUUCUUCUACCCUUUCCCAAUAUUUGGCAUCCUCAUCAUCACCAUCCUGCUGGUGAGGUUUCGCAGCCGGCCCUCGGGAAAGACGGGUGAGGGAAAAAACGGGGUGCCCCUUCUAUGGAUCAAGGAACCACACCUGAAUUAUUCUCCCACCUGCCUGGAGCCGCCCGUCCUCAGCAUCCACCCUGGCACCAUAGACUAGAGAUAGACUGAUGCUUUGUGUUGUGCCAGCUCCAGGGAGGGGAACCGUAUAGACUGCUGACGGAUCUGGGGAGAUUUGUGCUGGAAACGUUUUCUGUGGCCCCGGCCAAAGCCUUGUACAGAGGGAGAGUCCCGCGGGUGCUCUAGGGCUCAUUCCCAGGCUUCCGCAUUGUGCGUAGGCCUCUCAUUGGCUUGCUGCGGCCCCUGCUCUGGAAGUAGGAUAGUCAGCGAGAGAUUGUAUUAUUUCUGACAAGUGCAUUUCAUUCACAUGAAGGACAUAAGUGCGGCCUGUUGGGGCCUCGCUGGGACAGUCGCCACCGCGCUGGUGUAACAUGGAUCUCGGCACAGACUGUAGCGCACUUAUGUCUGUAUAAUAGUUCCGGUGGCACCUUUUGUACCCGCCCAGCUGUAUCUGCCUGUGGAUCAUUUCUGUACACCCUGUUUUUAACCCUUAAUAUUUACUGUAUGUUUUAUUUGUUGCACUGUGGGAUUAUGGGUAACUGCUGCAUUCCAGCGGGGACGCCUCCCCGGUUUUGUGGUUGAUGGUCCAGCCUGUAAAUACACUCCAGGAGUGAAAGUGUUAAUGGGAACGUUUUAGGAGCUCCCGGUGACCCUACCGCCUCGCUGAGAACAGCCCUGGUCUUCCUACGGCUUUGCCCAGAGGGCGGCCAUCUUGUAACUGCCUCAGCCUGCAGAAUGGCUCCGGCGCCGGACUCUGGGUGAGCAUGAGCUCUGAGGGAUGAAAGCGGUGUCGCUGUGUACACAAUGUGCGCCCUGCUGCAAAUCUGUCUUCCUUCUCUUACGAUUCCAGUUCGGCCUCCUCUCCUCAUACGCUUACAAUGAGCACUGUAAAUAUGGCCGACUUCCCUUCCAUUACCAGGCUGCAGCGCCACUCAGCUGAGCACUCUCGCUAUUCUGUGAUAAAUGGGUGCCGCAGCCACUGGUUUCGUUUCUGGACGCGAAAUGGUUAAUGUGAUGUUACCGUUGACCCACGCAGGUAGCGUUACACCUGUUACCCCCUCCCCCAAAUCCAUUUUGUGAUAUGUUGCACUGAGCUUGUUUUUAUAUGACCUUUGUUUGACAAUAGUAAACGCUGUGUUCUGUU
Molecule: messenger RNA, 4796 nt
Organism: Pseudophryne corroboree (corroboree frog)
Lineage: Eukaryota; Metazoa; Chordata; Amphibia; Anura; Myobatrachidae
Product: immunoglobulin superfamily member 3-like
Exons: 11
Coding region: 192-3692 (1166 amino acids)
Cellular component (GO): membrane
Source: RefSeq, a predicted model, not a curated record